Molecule: messenger RNA, 5015 nt
Organism: Stegostoma tigrinum
Lineage: Eukaryota; Metazoa; Chordata; Chondrichthyes; Orectolobiformes; Stegostomatidae
Product: doublesex- and mab-3-related transcription factor A1-like
Exons: 4
Coding region: 1045-2403 (452 amino acids)
Biological process (GO): regulation of transcription by RNA polymerase II; sex differentiation
Cellular component (GO): nucleus
Molecular function (GO): DNA-binding transcription factor activity, RNA polymerase II-specific; ubiquitin binding; RNA polymerase II cis-regulatory region sequence-specific DNA binding
Source: RefSeq, a predicted model, not a curated record
CAGUGUAUUUCAGUUGGAUUUAAAAGGAGAAUGUCUCAUCUUGAAGUACUCACACAUUUUACUUGGACCAUAGUCGAUGGGUGAUACAGAUUUUCGGCAUCCACAGUUCUUUGUUUUAUUUUCGCAGAUUUGGUCUAUAGCAGAAAUUGAAGCAUAUUGAAGGUUCGGUUACAGAUAUUUCCCCGCUGAGGGAAGUUGUUAUACAGCUUUGUGGAGCUGGACUUGAACCCCGGCCUCAUAGCUCAGAGGGAAGGGCACUACCGCUCGUGCCCCUCAGGUGGAGUUGGAUCAUGAAUAUCGGUGAUGGGUCACUUUUUCCCUUUGGCUCCACAAGUCCCACCCUUCUCAGUUGGAGUUGGUGCUGCGGAUAGGGUCACGCAAUGUGGAAUGGAGCAAGUUUCCAUUGGUGCAGAGUUCCAACCAAUAGAUGAGAGCCCUGGCCGCCUUAUUCCCGCGCCCCAUGGGUGAUUGACAGCCAGCUGAAGGGCGGAGGGAGGGGGAGGACCACAUGUCUGUCAUCUAUUUAUCCUUUGCAGCGUCCGUCGCCUCAACCUUGCUGUGGGACAGAGACGAGGCAGAGAACGGGAGUAGUUUGAGUUUCGAAAGUGCAAACCUCGAGCGCUUAUUCCUGAUGGUUCCCACCCCCGCCCACCUUGCAUUUGAAGCAGAGAAUGUGCAUAUGACAAAAAAAAAUCUAAACUUGAAGCCUGGUUUGCUAUGAUCCAAACAUUUAUUUGUUUGCAAUCGAAAAACCCUUCUGAUUAUCUAUAGCAUGUCACAUUCCCGGUGAGCCUGGGAAGUGCUGGCUGCUAGUUCACUCUUCAUGAGAGUGCACGAAUUAGUUUACAAAUCCUCCUAGCGCUUUUGGUGCAUCUUGUUGCCCAAUCAUGUCUGUUUUUAUUUUGUUGUGAGACCAACUAUAAAACAAAAGAGUCAGCUCUCAUUGUUCAUCAUCAACAAACCUGUGGGUCUGUCUGGUGAUUGCUUGCUGGCUCUGCUCUUUUCUGUUUUAUUUUGGUGUUUUUUUUCGGGAGGGGUGGGGGAAUGGAUGGCAGAACGUCUCUGGCCUCUGCCCCGCUCCCAGGUUCCUGUGUGCAGCCCAACCCCGCGGCCGUACCCAUCUCCAUGGCCGGGAGCAGCGGCGGCUCCUUGCUCCGGCCGCCGGCUCUGCUCUUGCGGGCAGCCGCCGCCGCAGCGGCCGCCGCUUCGGCAGCUGAGCGCUACCCCCGGACCCCGAAAUGCGCCCGCUGCCGCAACCACGGCGUAGUGUCGGCGCUGAAGGGCCACAAGCGCUUCUGCCGCUGGAGGGAUUGCCUGUGUGCCAAGUGCAUGCUGAUCGCCGAGCGGCAGAGGGUCAUGGCAGCGCAAGUCGCCCUCCGGCGCCAGCAAGCCCAGGAGGAGAACGAAGCCAGGGAGCUCCAGUUCAUGUACGCCGGAGGAGGGGCGACAGAAGCCGGCCUGGCUAUGGCAGCAGUGGCCGCUGCUGCUAACAGCAUCAUCCCGGGAUCGAGAGCCGUCUCCGCGCCUUACGAGAUCUUCGGAACCGAGUACCAGAAGCAGAAGGAAGGCCAGAAAAGCCCCAAGUAUGAACUAUUUUACAACGGUUUGGUGAGUCGAUCGGUCGUUCAGCCUACGCCUUCUCUCGGUUCGGAGGCGGAGGGGUCAGACACGAAUGGGAGGGAGAACGAAGGAAACACCGAAUCAGCAGAGACCGACCCCGGCCAGCUUUCCCCAUCCCCUGAUCCUCCAUCGGAAGGUGCCGACAGCCCUCGCUCGGUGACUCCCUCGGAUGUGGAGUCGGGCAACGAGUGUGAGAAACCCAAGGAGCUAGCGAAGGUGAUGGCCAGUCUCCCCCGCUCAUCCGCCAACCACAGGGCGCCCAUUGACAUCUUGACCAAAGUCUUCCCCAACCACAAGCGCGACAAACUGGAGUGUAUCCUGGCAAACUGCAACGGGGACGUGGUGCAGGCCAUCGAGCAGGUGCUCAAUGGGAAAGAACAGAAGGGACAAGGCAAGGAUGUGGAGUGCCCCGGGCCCGAUCCUGCUGAGCUCCAGCGAGCCCCGCACUUCACCCUGGCCGGUCUUUCCGGCGGUUCCUUGGGGACCAAAUCCGCCUUCUCCCCUCUGCAGUCUAGUGCAGUUUUCGGAGGACCCGCAAAUCUGUACGGCUUGAGCCCCAAGCUAGGCGUUAACCCACUGCGACUGGCAUACUCAAGCCCCGGCCGAGGGCUGCCCACCUUCAUGUCCCCUUAUGUCACUUCUGGCCUGAUGCCAACUCUACCAUUUCGCCCUCCAAUGGACUACUCCUUCCCGGGAAUUGUGAGAGACCUUCCAUAUUUCCAAAACAAAGAGGCACUCUGCUCCAGUGGACUGUGCUCUCGAAUUAAUCCGGAGAAACAGUGACUGACUCGGUGAGAUGACUCAACUUGAGGCAGUGCACCUCAUUAAAUGGGGAACUUUGAAUGUUAAAAAUUAACAGAAAACCGAGUGGUUCAAUGAUUACGGACCAAUUUAGUUUCACUUUGUCACCAAAUUGCUCCACGGAUCAAUUGAAAUUCAACGUGGUUGUUUUGAUUUGAAAAAAAAUGUUGCAGCUAAUAGCAUUGUACUGAACAGAAUGGAAGAUACAGUAACAGAUACCACUAAGAAUGAUAAACCCACACUGCGUUCCGUUUCGCUUAUGCCCUCAAAGAAGUGUCAGUAGGUAAAAACAGAAAUCACUGAAAAAAAAGAACUCAGCCGGUCUGGCACCAUCUGUGGAGAGAAAUCAGAGUUAACCUUCCCUCGAAGAGUUUAGUUAACACGCCAGAGAAUGUGAUAUCUCUUUGCCAGGGUGGACAACGAUUCUGAAAGGCAGCCUGAGACGGCUGGAGUACAGACAUGGGCCUUUCUGUUGCUUGCGUGCAACUUUUUUUUUGGGUGGGUGUAGUGGGAAGGGAGAAGUGUUUGGGAUGCAAAAUCGGACCAAGUCCAGCAAUUGAAGAGGAGCUCUCGGCCUUUUGCUGCAGCUGCUGACUGUAUAGCCCGGCACUUAGUGCGCUAGAUGCCUCAAAAUAGUUAAUUGCGAUUAUAUAAAACAAACGGAAAGGAGUGCAGUUGAAAAAAAAUAGCGUAUUCAUCCAUCAGAUGCAAUGAGAAGUUAGCUGGCUGUAUUUAAUAGUCUGUUUCACACUCUGAUUGGUUUUAAUAUUUCACACAGAUUAGCACUACCACUAGCUCCGGUGGUCUCGCGCUGCUUUUUAAUCGUGUAUUAUAGCAUUGCAUGAUAAAACAAAAAAAGAGAGAAGUACGGAUGCUGGAAAUCAGAAACAAAAGCAGAAGUUGCUGGAGAAGCUCACCAGGUCUGGCGGCAUCUGUGCAGAGAAAUCAGCAUUAAAGUUUCAGGUCGAGUGACCUUUCGUCAGAACUGCAAGGUUCUCGCUUCUUUGGCUAAGAAAUGGUUAAUUGUGCGUAUCGGGGGUUGGGGGGGUAGCCAUUGACUCAAAUCUACCAGAUCGAACUGUGUACAGCAGCACCAACAUCAUUUUUCAAAAGUGCCUUAUUUCGGAUUAGUGAAACUGAGGGGGAAAAUAGAGAGUGGACCGUUUUCCGGGUUUCCCAACAUGUGAAAUUCCUGUGCAGUGGGAGACAACAACACACUCGAGGAAACAAUGUUUUCCGUCAAGCAACUGAAACCCAGAGAUGAUCACUGCUGGACUUAGAUAACAUAAGUAUAACUGAGAUAAUGGGAACUGCAGAUGCUGGAGAAUUCCAAGAUAAUAAAAUGUGAGGCUGGAUGAACACAGCAGGCCAAGCAGCAUCUCAGGAGCACAAAAGCUGACGUUUCGGGCCUGGACCCUUCAUCAUUCAUAAGUAUAACUGAUGAUUUCAAACGGACACUGCCCUGAGUGAAAAGGCAAGGCGGAAGAGUCAGUGUUUUAUUUUGAAAAAUUGAAAACAAAAUCACCCUGACAGUACAUUGCCACAAGAUUCACAUGAAAGAAGUAUAAAAGUUCCGAAGACUUUCUGAGGAAAGGCCUUAACAUUUUAGCACUGCGGGCUGUCUGUCCACACAUUCAAAGUCCAAACGAUGAGCGGUAAUUGAUCCUAAAAGGAUGGGUAUUUACAGCCAGCAGUUCACAGGCUGAGGUUAUGUUACUGUUAAUCAGGAAACUGUCGUAUAUUUUUGCAUACUGAUGUUCAGAGUUAAGUGCCAUUGAGAACAGAGCCCUUAUUGUUGUAAACAAGAAAAAAAAUAAAUCCAUUAAUAGUAAGCCACCUUUAAUUUUCUGUUCAUUACCUUAAUUAGAGGGAGGUAUUGCAUUUUAUUUUUGCUUUAUAUCUGUUCAAUGUACACUCCUUACAAAUAGAAACUAACAAGAAUUAUUUGCAAGGAAAUUUGACCAUACUGACCAAAGCAAUAGAAUUGACUUCAAUAAAAGUUCAAUACAAUUGAUUUUAACCACAAUACAAAAUAUUUUCUUGAUUUAAAAAUAACACAAGGUCAUGAAAGAUGCUUUUCUUUUACAAUUAACACUAGCUAUAUAACUACAUCUUCUGAAUGGGCCUCUCAACUUUCAAAUCUAAUGUUGAUCCUGCUCUUUGUGUACCUUCUUUGCAGCCAUAACUUUGUAUUCCUCGUUCUGUUCAAUCACUCUAUGUAUGUUAGUAUCUACUUAUACUGCACACAAAACAAAACUUUUCACUGUACCUAGGUACAUGUGUCAUUAAUAAAUGAAAUGUCACAUGCUAUUGACAUAAAUAGUUAUGGUCAGUGAAGAAAUAGUUAUUCUGUUCCUUUUAAUUAUCAGAAAAGUAGCUUUCGGUAGGAAAGAGUGCAUUUUUCUGACUGAUCUCAACACACUAAAGUGAUUUACAACCACGUCCCAAGUGUAGUCACUGUUGUCGAAACAGGAUACAACAACUGCAAUAUGAUAAUGACCAGAAAAUCUGAUUGCUUGAAAUAACAGGUCAAUAUUGUCAGGUCACCAGUAAAACAAAGAGUAAUGUUCAAAAUUUUGCCCCAUGACCUUUUA